CGCGACCGCGACCGGGACCGCGACCGGGACCGCGACCGAGACCGAGACCGGGAGCGGGACCGCGAGCGCGACCGCGACCGGGAGCGCGACCGCGAUCGGGACCGCGAUCGAGAUCGAGAUCGCGACCGCGAUCGAGACCGCGACCGGGACCGAGAUCGCGACCGGGAUCGGGAUCGCGACCGAGACCGGGACCGGGACCGGGAGCGCGAGCUGCACGAGGGCGGCGGUGUCGGCGUGGGCGUGGGCGGCGGCGCGGGCGGCGGAGGCGCCGGCCCGGGCCCGACCAUCAAAGGCCGCGACUGGGACACGCGCGACUACACCGACAGCCGGCGCGAGUGGGACGGCCGCGGCAGGCGCGGCCCGCCGCCCGACUGGGAGUGCUGCCGCGCGGCUGCGACUGGGGCGACAAGGAGCUGUCACUGGGCGGCCACCCCCUGGCGCACCGCUGGCCACGACGAAGACUGGGGCUAUGGGGCGGCGGCGGCGGGGCGCGUCGCAGGCGGGGCGCCGCCGCCUCGCAGCGCCUGCUGGCGCCGCCGGCCGCGCCCGCGCCCGCGCCCCGGCGCUGCCUGGCCCGGCCUCGGCGGCGGCGGCGCGGCGCGCCCAGGGCGAGCGGCCCCUGCGCCCGACGAGGCGCUGCUGCACCUGGCGCCCGACGCCCUCGCCGCCCUGGCGCGCUCGGCCGCGUCGGCGCCUCGGCCUCGACCCGGGUUGGUUCAUCCUGAUGUACCUGACAAGGAACUGGUUAUGGAUAUGAUGGAUGAGAAAAUGGUUCCUGAUGCUCUGUGUGUGGGUGUUAAAUUGGAGGAAGGCCUGCUGAAGAAAGUAUUGGAACCCGAGUCUGCUUUGGGUAAGAGAAGCCGUGAACCUGACGAUAAUGAGAAGCCAGAAUUGAAGAAAUUGUGCGUAGAGGAAGUGACUGCACCUCUAGAAGAGGCUCUGAGUGACAUCAGUGAUGACGACGCAGAUGGGAUUCUCAACCGUGAGGAUAGUGUGGACGAUUUGGGCAGCAUGGAAAUUGAACUAGAGAGUUGCGUCUCGCAGGGCAAAGAUGUCCCUCCCAACGCUAGUUGUAUGUACCCGCUGUGUGUACCCACAGCGCCCCACCCGCAAACCCCAGGGCUCAGUGCGGAGGACCUCCCAGAAACUCCAGGGCAGAGCCUGUCCCUGCUGCCUGCUGCAACUGCUGGAGGCAUGUCUGCUGCUUCGAGCCGCACGCCAAUGCGGGACGUGGAGCCUGAGCGGGACACGCGAGAGGGAGGCCCUGGCACUGCCGGGCAGGAUGCCAGUAGGGAGCCCCCAGAGCCCAGAUCUAUGCUUGGAUCUGGUAUGGAGGAUCGGCCACCUGAUGAAGAAACUAUGGACAAUUUAGACUUUGAAGAAAUAUCAGAUGAGGAGUUGGAUCCUGAAGAGAGCAAAGCUGGUAUCGGAGAUGCUCUUGGAGUUGAUUGGGCAAGUCUAGUUGCAGAAUCUCGUCCAAGAACCAAACCUGAGGCAAAACCUGGAUCUGCUCGCCGGCGCUGGGAAAGCCAUCGAGUUCUCAUGCGUUUAGGGAUGUCAUUCCGAUUUACAGGAACAGAGGUUGCUGAAACAAUUGUAUCUAAAAUAAAGGAAAUGAAUGCUGAAGCUGAGAAGAAGAAAGAGGGCCCUGAGGAAGGGGAAGAUGUGUCCUCAAAUCCUGAUGAAAGUGUCGAUACCAACUUCCUGCACCCUGUGGCCUCCAUCCACGUGAACCUGCGGGAAAGGGCAGCAAAGCGGCGUGCCCUUUUUGCCAGUGCAGGACCCUACAAACGUGCUCUCUCUGCACGUCGAGACCUAGCUAUAAGUUGUCUUUGUGUGACUGCUGUAAAUAUAUUCAUUUAUAUUGAGAAU
Molecule: messenger RNA, 1872 nt
Organism: Gryllus bimaculatus (two-spotted cricket)
Lineage: Eukaryota; Metazoa; Arthropoda; Insecta; Orthoptera; Gryllidae
Source: the annotation of a GenBank genome assembly